CAUCGUGGAAGAGGAAGCAGCCCAGAGAUAUCUUUGGAGAAAUGCAACAUUUUGAACGUAGCUGUUUAAAAUGAGGCCAGGUUUCGUUUUCUGGCAAGAAGGAAACUAAAGAAAACACUGGUGGAAUGGGGGAUCUUCACCAAGCUGGGUUGAAGAAGGAGCAGAACAGUGGCAACGGCAGUGGCAUUCUUGGCUAGAAGAACUAAACAGGGACAGUUUUUCCAUAGACCAGCCCUCAAAACUGUGGCCACAUGGAACUUCGGGAUUACCAGUGGGAAGUCAUUGAUCCUGCCUUGGAGGGCAAAAAUAUCAUAAUUUGGCUGCCAACGGGUGCCGGAAAGACUCGGGCAGCUGUGUAUGUGUGUAAGAGGCACUUGGAGAGCCUAGAGAAGAGCAAGGUGGCUGUGUUAGUCAACACGGUGCCUCUAGUGGACCAACACCUGAAGAAUGAGUUUAGCGUCUUGCAGAAUCGCUUCAAGAUUACAGCCAUUAGUGGCGACAGCAACCAGAAGCUGUUCUUCUCAGAAGUGGUGAAGAUGAGUGACUUAAUAAUCUGCACAGCACAGAUCCUUCAAAAUGCCCUCAUCAGCCAAGAGGAGGAGAUGCACGUGGACCUGACAGAUUUCACCUUGUUGGUGAUUGACGAGUGCCAUCACACCCACAAAGGAACCACCUACAACAAGAUAAUGGAGGGCUACCUCGAACGAAAGCUGAAGGGUGAAAAGAAUUUACCACAGAUCCUGGGGCUUACAGCCUCGCUAGGUACAGGUGGUGCCAGCUCCCUGGAGGGAGCCCGGGAACACAUUCUGCAGAUCUGUGCCAAUCUGGACACUGAGAGAAUCAUGUCUUCUGAUAAACACAAGUUCUACGUUGAUACUUAUGGCCCACAACCCAAGAAGCAGUACAACCUGUCCCAACAAAGGCCUGAGGACCCCUUUGCAGAACAACUGGUGGAGAUAAUGGCACAGAUAUAUAGUUACCUGAAUGAGUCUGACUUGACUAUGGAUUUUGGUACCCAGAUCUUCGAGCAGCAAAUUGUGGCACUUGAGAAGGAAGGAGCAAAACGCUUUUGCCAAAAGACCCGAGUGUGUGCCUUGCACCUACGUAAAUACAACGAUGCCCUGAUGGUCAACGACACUGUGCGCAUGAUCGAUGCCUACAAAAUUCUGGAUGAGUUUUACCUGCAGGAAAAUGCUACUAAGAUGUUGCAGAACCCUGCUGAGCAGUACUUGGUCCGGCUCUUUGACAGGUACAAAGCACAUCUCUUGGCCAUUGCUCAAGACAAGGACUUUGAGAAUCCCAAACUUGAUGAGCUGCAGAAGGUCCUCCAGAAUCAAUUCCAAGAACUGGGGAGCUCACGGGGCAUUGUGUUCACCCGGACACGUCAGUGCGCUCAUUGCCUUCACCAAUGGGUACAGGAGAACCAGGACUUACGUGAACUUGGGAUCAAGGCUGCUGUGUUGACCGGGGCUGGCUUCAGCAGUCAGACAAAACACAUGACCCAGCAACAGCAGAAAGAAGUCAUCUAUCAGUUCCGCAAAGGGACCCUCAAUCUGCUCUUCUCCACCAGCGUGGCUGAAGAAGGGCUGGACAUCCCUGAGUGUAAUAUCGUCGUUCGCUAUGGACUGAUGACGAACGAAAUUGCCAUGAUGCAGGCCAGGGGACGUGCCCGUGCCCCGGACAGCACCUGCUGUGUUUUGGCCAAGGCCAACAGCAAGGAAGUCUUCCGUGAGAAGCUCAAUGAGGCCCUGGAGGUCCUGAUGGAGAGAGCGAUUGUGUGGGUGCAGCAGCUGCAGCUGCAACAGCCUCAACGGGAAUACCGCCUAAAGAUUGAAAAGCUUCAGCGUGACACUGUUGUCGGCCGCAGGGUGCGGGAUGCUGAACGCGAGCAACAACGCCGCCUGCACGAUCCAGACUCCGUGCUCCUCUACUGCAUCAACUGCAAUGUGGCAGUCUGCCAUGCCAGCGACCUGCGCCUAAUAGAGAAUAUGCACCACAUAAACAUCAACCCCAACUUCAGUCCAUACUACAGAGCAUCACAAGGCCAUGUGAAGAUUUCUCGUGAGUUUAGGGACUGGAAGCCAGGCAGCUCCAUCAGCUGCAGUAAUUGUGGGCAGGAAUGGGGCAUGGAAAUGAUCUACCGGGAAGUCAAACUUCCCAUGCUUGCCAUCAAGCACUUUGUGGUGGAAACUCCAGAUGGGCGAAGGACCUUCAAGCAGUGGAGCAAAGUUACCUUUGACAUCAAAGACUUUGACUAUUUUGAAUACUGUACUACCAAUGCCUUGCUGGACAGCUAAGACAAUCAGGAAAAGUGA
This is a messenger RNA of Lacerta agilis (Sand lizard), 2315 nucleotides long. RefSeq names its product DExH-box helicase 58 (gene DHX58). Gene Ontology annotation, molecular function: double-stranded RNA binding; DNA binding; single-stranded RNA binding. NCBI's taxonomy places the organism in Eukaryota, Metazoa, Chordata, Lepidosauria, Squamata, Lacertidae. Gene Ontology annotation, biological process: innate immune response; response to virus; positive regulation of interferon-beta production. The transcript is spliced from 14 exons. The record is from RefSeq and is a predicted model, not a curated record. Gene Ontology annotation, cellular component: cytoplasm.